CAGGAAAAUAACUGGAACAAUAGAACAUGUCUCAUAUUCAACAUGUAAUCCUGAUAUUGGCUUUGUAUAGGUCAAUGGAUGUUACACUUUCUUCAAAAUGGGGUAAAAGAAAAGGACCCCUUGAAGACAAAGUUCUUAAAAUCCCAGAGAACACUGUAGGAGAUUACCUCAUCUUCCAAUUUAUAUCAAAUAACACCAACAUCAUGCAAUAUACAGUAUCGGGAGAAACAGAAAACAAAAUCCACAUUGACUCUGAUGGUAGUUUGUUCUUGAAUGAUUCAUUAGACUGGGAAACAAGGAAUGUUCAUAACAUACAGAUAAGUGUGCAAGAUGAGAACUCAGUGACUGUGGAGGGACCUGUAAACAUUAAAAUAAUUGUCUUGGAUAUUAAUGAUAAUAAGCCUAUCUUCAAUCAGAGCAUUUACAAUGGAGUAGUGAGACAGCACUCACGACCUGGGCGUCCCUUCAUGCGUGUUUUUGCCACAGACAAGGAUGAUCCAAACACUCCAAAUGCUAAACUCAAUUAUUCAAUUCUAACCCAAAUCCCAGAACUCCAUCAAGUGAAUCUCUUUCAGAUUGACAGUGAAACCGGGGAAAUCUCUUCCACUCCAGAUGGCGCCCGACAGUUGGACCCAAGCAAGCAUAAGCACUAUGUCCUCUUUAUUACAGUAAAAGACUUAGAAGGUUUGUCAGUAAAUUCCUUAUCUGACAAUGCAAAAGUGCAAAUUGAAGUAAAAGAAAACUUAUGGCAGCCCCCAGGGCCGGUAACAAUUAAAGAAAAUUCCACUGAACCUCACCCAGUUUUUAUUACACAGGUUAGGUGGAAUGAGCCUGGAGCAAUAUAUGAGCUUGGUAAAAAGGAAAGAAAUUCAAAAUUCCCUUUUAUGAUUGAUAGAGAUGGGAAAAUUUAUGUGACUGAUCCCUUAGACAGUGAAGAAUCAGAAAGGUAUGUGCUGGUGGUCUUUGCAAAAGGCAAAAAUAAUGAAAACCUUGAACAACCAUUAGAGAUUCUUAUAUUAGUAGAAGAUAUUAAUGACAACCCACCAGUUUGUGUCCAGGAUGUAACAACCUUUGAAGUUCAAGAGAAUGAAAAAAUAGGAAAUCAAAUAGGCAUCCUUCAAGCAACAGACAUGGAUAGAAAAAAAGAGAACUCUUUCCUUAAGUAUGAACUCCUUGACCAGGAACCAGAUCAGCCUAAUGCUAGGAUGUUCAUGAUUGAUCCAUAUUCUGCGAAUAUCCAGAUAUCCAGUGACAACUUCCAGAAGAAAAUUGUGUCUGAAUACAAGUUAAAUGUGAGAGUCUCUGACAUGGAUGGGGAACCCACAGGAUUCAGCACUAAUUGCAGCGUUACCAUCAAAGUCAUUGAUAUAAACAACAAGAUUCCUGUAUUUGACAAACUGCAGUACCCUCCACUUAAUAUAUCAGAAGAUGCAGCAAUUGGAACCCUCGUGUAUAAAAUUUGCGCCACUGAUGCAGAUGAUCCAGGAACAGGUAGCUGGAAAAUCAUAUAUAAAGUUGCUGAGGGAGACCCCGCUGGAAUGUUUAUUGUUGACACAGAUGAAGAAACUAAUGAAGGAUAUGUGAAGAUAAACAAGCGUGGAGCAUUUUCAAACUGUCUGUGGCUAGACUAUGUUGAUCUUCUAGCCAGUAGAUGCUUGCAAGAAAACCACUACCAGACCUGGCUUCAAGAGUUGGACUCUGUGCUGAGCAAGCACCUUAACUUUGAGAAGGUGUCCCUUUACCAUUUAAGGAUUGAUGCCAGAAAUCCUGAACCACUGGUUUUUGGAAUUAAUUAUAACUCAAGCUCUUCAACGUAUCUUGCCAUUGGUGUUAAUAAUGUCAAUGAAGCUCCAGAGUUUGAUAGCUCAUUUUAUCACAAGGCGGUCUUGGAGAACAUUACAGUAGGGAGUGUUAUUCUCCGUGUCCAUGCCAUUGAUCCUGAAGGUUCCCUUGUGAGAUACAGACUAGAAGAUGACAAGUUUGAUUGGCUAACUAUUGAUCCUAACACCGGAGAAAUCACCACUCAGGCAUAUCUGGACAGAGAAGUGACAAGCCUCUACACAAUCCAUGUCUUGGCUACAGAUACAACUGACCUUGUGUCUUCAGUUUAUGUUUCUAUUUCCUUGGAGGAUGUCAAUGAUAACCCUCCAUCACUGGAUGUUAGGAAUAAUCCCCACAUUUUCUGUUACCCUCUACAACAAAAGCACCAUGUGAGAAUAAAAGCUACAGAUAAGGAUUUGUCCCAAAAUGGACCCCCAUUUCAGUUUUCAAUUCAGCAGCAACAUUUGAAUGACUGGGAAAUCUCUGUGGUUGAUGAUCAUUCUGCAGAUUUGAUAAUGAAGCAUACCAAUUUUGAAGAGAAGCAUUACAAUGUCACAGUAUAUGUUGAAGAUAAAGGGAAAAAAGGAAAAAGUCAGACUGUUACUGUGAUCAUUUGCAAAUGCUCACAAUCUGGCAGCUGUUUUCUCGAAGUGCAGCAUUUAAGAGGCAUGCCAUCUGUGGGAAUGACUAUUGGAGUAAUUCUCGGAACCCUUUUGUUUAUAGGUGCUGUCUUGAUUGCUGUGUUCUGUCAUCUGAAAAAACAGAAGUCAGGAAGUGAAAAAAGAAAUAUGAAGAAAACAUAUUAUUGAAAGUGCUGAAAAAAUAUCCUGUUUUUAUAAACAUUUAUCUACAUAAGUGCUGAUAGACCGAUUAGAUCAAAUGUAGGUUUUUGUCUAUUUUUAGAACUAUAGUUUUGUUUUUUAUGAUAAUGCUUCACCCAUACAACCCCAUAUUGGCCUGAAUAAAGCCUACAUCCUGGAACAUGCCGUUACAGAGAUGUGAUAACUGAAGGGUCAGAGAGAAAACAAUAAAAGCAACAAAGAAAACUGUAUCGAAAAACAAAGUAAUAGUGUAAUGCCCAGUCAAGUAUAUUGUAGUAGAAAGAAAAUUGCUAGGCAAAAAGAAUAAUGAGAUGCUUGUUCAUGUGUUUAUAAUAAAAUGAUUCUGAGCAACAGAAACUCCUCAAGCAGUGAAUCCUCGAGUUUCAUCAGGACAUGUUAAUGCUUUUGUAGGUAUAAAAAUAUACAGUACUACACAGCUUCCAACAGAUAUGGCAAUGCUUUUAAUGUUACUUUUGACUAUGACAUAUCAUAUCAUACAAGGA
Molecule: messenger RNA, 3145 nt
Organism: Polypterus senegalus (gray bichir)
Lineage: Eukaryota; Metazoa; Chordata; Cladistia; Polypteriformes; Polypteridae
Product: cadherin-17-like
Exons: 18
Coding region: 27-2630 (867 amino acids)
Biological process (GO): cell-cell junction assembly; calcium-dependent cell-cell adhesion; homophilic cell-cell adhesion
Cellular component (GO): plasma membrane; adherens junction; catenin complex
Molecular function (GO): calcium ion binding; cadherin binding
Source: RefSeq, a predicted model, not a curated record